Stereum hirsutum FP-91666 SS1 is the source of this 1020-nucleotide messenger RNA. RefSeq names its product Gar1-domain-containing protein. Bases 81 to 722 code for a protein of 213 amino acids. Gene Ontology annotation, molecular function: box H/ACA snoRNA binding. The record is from RefSeq and is a predicted model, not a curated record. NCBI's taxonomy places the organism in Eukaryota, Fungi, Basidiomycota, Agaricomycetes, Russulales, Stereaceae. Gene Ontology annotation, biological process: snoRNA guided rRNA pseudouridine synthesis; ribosome biogenesis. Gene Ontology annotation, cellular component: box H/ACA snoRNP complex. The transcript has 5 exons.
ACCCACGACUUCAUCUAAGUUGCUGUAGCAAUUAUCUCUUCUCCUUCCUUCCUUUCCUUUCCCUUCUCACACAAAACAAAAUGAGCCGAGGAGGACGCGGUGGACGCGGUGGCUUUGGUGGUGGCUUUGGUGGUGGUCGUGGAGGCCGUGGGGGUGCUCCUCGAGACUUCGGCCCUCCAGAUACAGUUCUUGAAAUGGGUACAUUCAUGCAUGCCGUAGAAGACGAGAUGCUCUGCUCCUCCCUCAUGCCCGACAAAGUUCCCUACUUCAAUGCACCCAUCUAUCUUCAAAACAAAUCUGUCAUUGGCAAGGUCGAUGAAAUUCUAGGACCAAUAAAUGAAGUUUACUUCUCCGUGAAGAUGGGCGAGGGUAUGGUCGCCAACAGCUUCAAAAAAGGCGACAAGGUCUACAUUGGUGGGGAUAAGCUACUGCCAAUAGACCGGUUUCUGCCCAAACCGAAAGUGGCGGGAGGCGUCGCGAAACGAGGGCGGGGUGCUGGUAGGGGUGGUCCAGGCGGAAGGGGCGCGCGUGGUGGAUUUGGUGGUGGCCGGGGUGCACCAAGAGGUCGCGGAGGGUUCGGAGGAGGCAGAGGUGGUGAUCGUGGUGGUGGUAGAGGUUUUGGAGGGGGCGGUAGAGGUUUUGGUGGAGGUGAUCGCGGUCGUGGUAGAGGAGGUGGCGGAUUCCGUGGUGGUCGUGGCGACCGAGGCUACAGAGGAUCAUGAGCAAUAUACGAUCCGUUCUUUGGCCCAUUUUGACCUUCCACUCCUGCGUAUCCAUAAGACCUUUUCUGCAGAGCCGAGUUGACGAGACCUGAGACCAUACCACAGAACGCAGCUCGUAUUCGAAACAGUGUACAUACAUUGACGACCGAUUGACUGAGAGACCAUCGCAGAGCUACGGUUUCCUUCUUUCGAAGACUGGCUUUAGUACACUUAACUGUCCUACACAGAGUAGUCGUUGAGUGCGGAGCGUGUGAAACAUGACCAUCGCCGCUUCCUCAGUCCUGCACUUUCGCAUUAU